Messenger RNA from Oncorhynchus tshawytscha (Chinook salmon), 1382 nucleotides. Its product is annotated as polymeric immunoglobulin receptor-like. Gene Ontology annotation, cellular component: plasma membrane. Gene Ontology annotation, molecular function: transmembrane signaling receptor activity. The record is from RefSeq and is a predicted model, not a curated record. NCBI's taxonomy places the organism in Eukaryota, Metazoa, Chordata, Actinopteri, Salmoniformes, Salmonidae. The transcript is spliced from 6 exons. Bases 1 to 1317 code for a protein of 438 amino acids.
AUGCUGCUCCUGUCUCAGUACAAUCUGCUCAUGGAUGCGUAUCACAUCAUGGGUCUGGGCUACAAGUUCCUCCUCACCCUAUCGGUCACUCAGGUGGCUUGUGAGAGGACCUUCUCCACCCUGAAAUUCGUGAAGAACCGCCAAUUAACCUCCCUCACUCAAGAGAACCUUGAAGCAUUCCUUUUGAAUGCAACAGAGAAGGAGAUUCUUUUGGAACUUGACAAAGAUGACAUCAUUGACAAGAUGGCGGAGAGCAUAUCAAUCUUAAUCACACACAAGUUGUUUUAUAGUGCAGAAAUAAAGGGAUUGCAUUCCAACCUAGAUGUGUUUUGUGUUGAUGUCUCCACAGUGAGGCAUGUGUCUGUGCAGACAGGAGGCUCGAUCACCUUCCCAUGUCACUAUGUUCUGAAUCACAUCAACCAUGUGAAAUACUGGUGUAAAGGAUUAGGUUGGGAAGUAUGUUCUUAUGUAGUACGUACUGACCAUCCUAAGAGCAGUGGUAAGACCUCAAUCUCUGAUGACAUCAACAAGAGAAUCUUCACUGUGACCAUGACUGACCUGACGUCAUGGGACUCUAAUACUUACAGAUGUGUUGUGGAGAUCAAUAGAGGACCAGAUAUCAUGAUACAAUGGUUCUACCUGUCUGUCACUCCAGGUACUCCAGAACUCUAUGUGGAACAACAGGAAGUGACUGGAGUAGAAGGAGGGAGUGUCACUGUCUGUUGUUACUAUAGUAACUCUGGAGAUAUGAAGUGGUGCAGGAUGGGUGGUGAUUGUGUGAAUGGGUAUUCUGGGACUUUACAUGGAACAUCAGUGACAUUAACGCGGACUAGUGAUGCCAACAACAGAAAAGUCUUAACAGUGACUAUGAGUGGACUGAAGAUGGAGAACACUGACUGGUAUUGGUGUAGUGUUGGAGAACUAGAGAUGCCUGUUCACAUCACUGUCAGUCAACAAACUGCAACACAGAGAACCUCUAAGAUGACCUCAACAACCCAAGAUCCAACCCCUCAACAACCCUCUGCCUCUCCAACUGCUGAGCCUGUUCAGACUGACAACACAAGUCAAGGAGCUGAGGGGAACAUGGAGGAAGUCCACCAGAGGUCCAUAGAUGUGAAAGUCCUACUCAUCUCUCUGGGCAUGUUGGUGGUGGUGACAGCUGGUAUCCUAGUAACAUGGAAGAUGUGGAGAAGGCAUAAGGACAAUAAGGCCAAGGACCAGAUUACUAACAACUCAGUGGUAGGAUACACUUCUUUAAUUGUAUUAUUUUCAACCAUCUGCAAAUCUGUUCUUGAUUUGGGAUCAUCUACCGUUUGACUCCAGCGUUACCUGUUCAGUUGACUAUCAAUGAGUUGACAUAAAAGGUCCCAUAUUCUAACUGA